CACAUUCUAAAACCAGGAGAAGGAAAGGCCACACCUUGACUGUUUCUUUUUUUGUUGUUGUUGUUGUUUUUAAAUUUAUUUUAUUUUUAAUCUUUACUGCUGCAUCAUUCAGAGCGGAUUCAUUGGAGGAUUAAGCAGAAAAAGAAAAAUCUGCCAGAUCCUUGUACAGAUGGCAUUCUUUCGACAAUUAAAACUUCUCCUCUGGAAAAAUGGCCUGGGUGUCUUCAGACAGCCAAUAUGGUCAUUGACACUCAUCGGCUGGCCAGUCAUCAUCUUCAUCAUCAUUGCUGUGACCCGCCACCACUUCCCUCCAGUAGUAAAGCAAACAUGUUAUACUGGAGUCCGAAACCUACCCAGUGCAGGAUUUUUCCCUUUCUUGCAGACUCUCAUGUGCAACACAGACAGCACUUGUAGCAACAAAUCAUUCCUGACUCAUACAUCGUCAGGUCAGAGGUCCUCAAGGCAAGCAAGGUCAGCAUUCUGGCCACAGACUUAUGGACCUAUUCCUGGGGAGCCAAGAGAGUUUUUCAAUGCAGUGAACUCUGAGAACUCCAUCAGGGACAUUGAAAUAGUGAAGCAGAUGCUCACCAGUAUUUUGGAUCCAACUUACCAAGGAAAUUCAAACAGUAAACCAUUCAUGAGUGACGCCAAUGCUACUCAGGAACCAUUCAGUGAAAUCCUGCAAUCAGUGAACAUGAUAAAGAGGACCAUUUGCACCAUGGCUCAGCCAGUCAUUAACGUGUCCUCUGUCAGCCCCCUCACUGAAGCUCUGGUCAUCUUCUGCAAAUCUAAUGACACCAUAUUUGAAGCCUCCCUCACUGCACUCAACCAGGUGCUGACGAAGCUGAUGUUGACAAAACCAGAUGAAGUGCUGACGGGUGCUGGGAUAACUAUGGUGGCAUUCAAACAGCUACAAAACCAAAGCUCGCUUUGGGAAACCCUGCUUGCUAUUCCCCAGCUAUUCACAAACAAGUCUCUUGACCAUAGUUACAUAGAGACACUGCUCACCAACGUACAGGGUGUUCUGCAUGCUAUGCAAAGUGAAAUCCCUGAAGCUCCCAGCUCAGUCUAUCUACUACAGUCGCUGUUGGUUUUGCCUAUUAAUGUGAAUCGCUAUGUUCAAAAGUGGCCUGGAAAAGACUUUUCAAUUUCCCUUGGAGAUGUUGUCACAUCCCACAGUGAUUCACUCAGUCAAGCCAUGAAGACUGCUCUGCAAGAUUUCAAGAUACCGCUGGACAAGGCGUUGUUCCUGCUGAUGGACAGGGACAUGCUGCAUUCCUACAUGUGUAGCACCAACACUGACUCCAUGUGGAUAGCGGCAGCGUGUGUAACACGCGCGGCAAACAUGUUUCUGAGCCACAUCAGUCCUGACAAAGUGGCCAAGCAGAUAUUACUGGUGUGGAGCAAGAAUGUUGCACAUCAUGACCUCCAUUUCGUCAAGGGGAUGGUGCACAGUCUGAUGGGAGCGUCUACUCCCGGAGGACAGGGACAAACAGGCACCACCAGGACUCACCGUAGCGUAGAUACCCUGCCACAAAACAUCGAUCAGGAGCUGUUUUUGGCUGUGGGUCAGGUGGUAAUGGACAUUAUUGCAACUGUCCCUGAUAUGGAGACGAUUGUCCAGUCCAUCCUCGGGGUUUCUUUGAAUUCCAUGAAAAUAGCCUCACUGACUCUAGACAAGAUAAAAGAAAUCUUGGAGAAUGUAAUCAGUGAUGCCACUCAGCUCCAAAACACUUACCUUAUGCUAUUGAAAAACCAGUCUGAAGCAAGGAUUUGGAUUGAUCAUGCAAUGGACAGUGUCAUGGAAGUUAUGUUCAAGAUUCUGACAUCUACAACCAGUAUAACUUGUGAGGAAAUCAUGGGUCCAAUUGGGUGGCUCUUACCCGACAACAGUGUAAAGACUGAGGUGUGGAGGUCACUGAUCUGCCAGAACAUCACUGCUCUACACCAAAAUCUGCUGAUGGACUGGCUGCCUUUGAUUCAGGAGGGAAGAGAGAUAAAUAGUACCAUGAUGGGCAAUGCAACAGAUAAAGUCACACUUCCCCUGAUUCUCUCUGAAUGGCAGAAGUUGUCCAAUAAUACUCUGGAGUUUGGGAUGGUUUUGAAUCGACUGAACACUGAGCUGGGUGCAGCCUACUGGGCGGCAUGGAUACUAAACAGUACACAUGAUGUCACAGAGAUCCUUCAUCAAAGUGUGUUCUCCUUCAUGGUAAAAUCUGGACAAUACCUCGAGAAAGGUGACCAGUGGCCUGCGAUAAAGAACUAUUUCCACAUGGGUUACUGGAUUUUAAAGUACAGACCUGGCAUCACAACUCAGCCACCAAACUGUUCCUUUGACAACACCACAUUACUCAUUGAGUGCAAUGCUGAGCUGGACUGGUCACAGUUUGUUCAAACAGCAUUUGAGGCUCUUGCAUUACCGAGCCAAGAUGUCCUGGUGAACUGUCUCAAAGGAACUGUGAAACUGUUGCAGCAUGUCUAUAGUGGCUUUUACAAACAUCACGCAGAAUUGUAUCUCCGUCAAGAAAUCCGAGGUGGACAUGCUCUGUCUGCAUACCUGAUUAACCUGGUCAAUAACCUGGACGGCUUUAUCAACACGUUCACCCAACUUGAUGAUGAGAACAUCUCGAAUCCCAAUGUCACCCUUCCUCUAAUCAGUAACCUGUUACAGUCCACAGGUCUGGAAGUACUUUUGCCCAUAAUUAGCGCUGACGGCUCCCUCAAUAUUUCCUCAGUACUCGAUGCAGUUAUUCAGAUUGGCAGGCUCAACCAGCAUAUUUGUACGUUCAAUGAGACUGAUACCGUAGGGCCUGAACUGGAGAAUCUGAUAAAGCAGGUCCUGAGCCUACAGGGAAACCUCACCCUGUCCCUGUCUCUAAGCAUGGUGCGGACCUUUUUUAAUUACACUGACGACUUCCGCAAUGCUGAUGUUGACCAUAUUAGGGAUGCCAUCCAGCCUUUCAUCAACCAAAAUGCAACAGGCAUUGUUGGCAACAUUCUCAGAGAAAUGGAGCAACUGAAGAAAGUGAUGGAUUCACCCAAUUCUGACCCUCAAAAUAUAAUCCUGUUGUACCUUCACCAGCUUCAAGAAUUUCUGGUUUCUGCUUAUAGACUACGCAGGAUUGAUCAUAUUUUGCUACCAAGCAGCCAGCUGAGCACAGCUCAAGUCACUGACCUUCACUUGCUUGUAAAGGACUUGUUUGACCUCCUCACUCCUGAAGGCCUUCACAAUCUGUCUCAGGCUGGACCAGACACUGCCCAGAAAAUUGUUGGGGAAAAACUGCUGGCCUUCCUACCAGCUAAUGUCCAACAGAAGGCAACGGUCUUUGCCCAGUAUUUCCAGUCACUGCAGAAGGGUUGCCCCAAUCUGGAAACUGACCAGAACUGUUUGGCUGAGAUCUCAGACUUCUUCAAGAUUUUGCCUCAGAUAUUAGAGAUACUGUUAACAGUUGAGGGGAAUAUCACCAUCAAAAUAAGUGAAUAUAAUUCUUUUGGAAAAUAUGAUAGCAUCACAACCAUGUUCUUUUCACUCCUUGUGCCCCAAAAUGACAGUGCCAGCAUGAGAAUAUUUGAACGAAUUCUCAAUUUCAUCAGCAUGGUCACAGCUACACCAAAUGUUACAGUAUCACAUAUCCAGAAUACCUUGAGACAGUCAAAUCUUACCCUUGGGGAACUGCAGGAAAUUGCUUCAUAUGUUGGAGCACACAACAUAAGUGGCCUCAUGGAUAAUAUAAUGGAGAUUCUAAAUGCACAGCAAUGUUUUGAGUCAUCAUUGCUGACCAUCCAGUGUGCCAUGCAGCUCAUAAAUGGGGUCAGUGAAUUCCUGGCACAUGUACCUGCUCUCCGUAAUGAGACAACCAUCUUGUCCUUCAUCCCAAUACUAAUCAAUAAAACAGUCAGUGAAGUUGUACAAACUAACUUCACUUCCACGGCAAACCAUGCGGUCAUAUAUGUCUUGAACAGCACCCUUGCCAAAAUCAAGAUGAACCUCCAUUUGAUCCAUCUCAACAACCCAGAGAUCAUGGAGGAAAUCAGAGUGCUUGAGAGUCUGCUUCAACUAGCCACUAAUCCACACUCGUUUAAGGCCAACGUUAGUGGCGCUUUGAUGAAAAAUCCAUUUUAUGAAGAGAAAGCAUACCUGGAGCUUGUGGAAUGGUAUUUGAAAAAGCUGGAGAACAUCACCAGCAACAGCAAAGCAUUACUACCUAUACGUCCUGUUUUCAAACUCGUACAAAUGCAACUUGCAUUGCAGUUGGCACAGACAGACUUCCUUUUGUUUGUUGUUAAUCGGACUGAGCAUCUGUGUGAAAGCCUGCAAUACCCCAUAGAUGGAGAAGGAGUGAGUAAAAUUGGCCAAACAACAACUGAGAUUCUCCUGCAUCUAUUUGAAUUCAUAAAAGACAGUUACCCGCCUCAGAAUAACAGCGUCUACGGUACUGAAUUGUUGUUCAACUCAAGUGUUUUGUAUGCCACUGAGCAACAAUUUAAGAAAUACAUUGCCUUUGUACAGCAGCUGGUGAGAUACCCCAGUGUUUUCAGUAGCAUCUUCCAGUGGAGGAACUCUUCACUAAAUGGCUCCACUCUUGAUGCAGAUCUCCAAAAAAUGCUAAAGCCUGUAGGUAUGUUACUCAGUAAGGAGCAGCUAGACUACCUCUCCAUUGUGGACAGUGUAAUCCAGUAUCUCAGCAAAGCCCUCGUGGCAGCAGAUCAUCUGAGUGACAUACAUAGUGGCAACUACUCCAGAGCCAUCUUGACAGCAGUUGGACAUAUUUUGAAGAUACUCACCAGAGUUCAGGUCAAUGACACGGAUUCUACAAUACCUAAACUGGAACGACUGAUAAUGUGUUUCCUGAAUCUGCAGUGGAAUUUUACCACAUCUCCAUCCCAAAGUAUGGAGGACACUUUCCUUGGGUAUUAUAGCUCUUUUCAACCUGAUGCUGUGGCCUGCUUUAAUCAUACUUUUAAGAAUCUGACCAACCAGACUUCAGUGGGCAUUCUACAGGCCAUUCUAAGAGCAAUGAAGCAACUGAAGAGAGUGCUGGAUUCCCCAAACAGAGAUGCCAAAAUGAUAAUUCUUGCAUACGUUCACCAGGUUCAACAGUUUCUGGUUUCUGCAUUCAAACUACACAAAUUUGAACACCUCUUGCUACUGAGUGGACAGCAGAGCACAGAUGAAGUCAUUGACCUCCACUUGUUUUUGAAAGACUUUCUUACCCUUCUCACUCAUGAGAGUCUUCAGAACUUCUCUCAGGCUGGACCAUAUGCUGCCCAGAAAAUAGUAGCAGAAAAGAUUAUGGAUUUCCUUGCAGAGGAUGUCCAACUGAAUGCUGGAUCCUUUCUCCAGGAUUUCCAAUCACUGCAGUACCAGAUUACAGACCAGAAUUGUUCAGAUGCAAUCUCAGAAUUCUUCAAAUUUCUGGAUUACUUAUCAAAGACGCUGACCUUUGAGGACAAUGCCACAGUCACAAUAGCUGCAAACAUCUCGUCUCUGAGUAAAUGUGAAAAACUGACAACCAAAUUCUUCUCACUCCUGCUCUCAGAAGACUCUGCCAGUGUGGUGAAGUUCAAACAAAUUUUAACUUUCUUGGAUAUGUUCAUGGCUACACCAAAUGUUACUGUAUCUCAAGUCCAACACGCUUUGAGAACAUCAAAUCUAACUCUUGAGGACCUGAACCACAUUGCUGGAUUAGCUGGAGCUGCCAACAUAGAUGACCUUAUAGACAAUAUAAAGAAGGUUACACAUGCACAUCAGUGUUUUGCAUCACAGAACACAUCAUCAGUGGUGACAGCUCAAUGUCUCAUGGGUCUCAUAAAUGGACUCAGUGGUUUCCUGGCGCAUGUACCUGCUUUCCGUAAUGAGACAACCAUCCUCUCCCUCAUCCCAGUACUAGUCAACCAAACUUUCAGUGAUGUCAUGCAUGCUAACUUCAGUCCCAAUCCAAACCAGCUGAUCACUCACACCUUAAACGGCACCCUGGCCAAAGUCAAGAUGACCCUCCAACUGUUCCAUCUCAACAGUUCAGAGAUCAUGAAUGAAAUCAAAGUGCUGGACAGUCUGAUAAAGUUAGCCAGUGAGUUAAAUGGUGCUGACGGGUACCUAAAGAUUGUUGUCUGGUACUUGGAAAAGCUGGAGAAAAUCACCAACAGUAGCUCUGUGUCAGACCUCCUGUAUCCUUUUUACCAUCUCACAGAAAGGUACGUGGUGUUUGAGCUGGAGUGGAAAGACUUUUUUCAGUUUGUCAGUAACCGGACUCAGUACCUGCUCGAAAUCCUUCAGUACCCCGUAGAUGGAACAGGUGUCAGCAAAUUUGGCCAAACAACAACUGAGAUUCUUCAGCACCUAUUUGAAUUCAUAAAAGGCACCCUUGAGGAUGGGACUAAAAGUGUUUUUGAUGAAGAUCUGCUGUUCAACAAAACCAUUCUGCAUGCUGCUGAACAUCAUUUUAAGAAAUACAAUGAACUUUUACAGAAAUGGAUGAGAAAACCAAACAUCACACUGCUCCUCAAUAGUGUGCUCCAGUGGAGAAACUCUUCAGGAAAUGCCUCUUCUGCUGAAACAAACCUCCAAAACAUGCUUCAGCUUAUGGGUACAUUUCUGAGUAAAGACCAGGUAGCCUACCUCAGCAUCAUUGACAAUAUCACCCAGUCUCUGAGUAAAGCGGUCAUGCUAGCAGAUCAACCAGGCGGCAUACAAAGUGAUGACUUCUUGGAAGCCAUCUUGAAAGCAGUCAAAAAUGUAAUACAGCUCCAAACAACAACAGAAGCCCUGCAACGUUCUAUACAGCAGAACAUCUUAGGCAUCGUGCAGGAUUCAAUUAAACUGAUAGUCCAACCAAACAUCAGCUUUGCAUCGUCACAUAACAUCUCCCUCCACAUCCUCAAGAGGCUGGAGAGCAUCAUCCAACAAACAAUGCCGAAAAGGUCUGCAGAUUUCCUGAUGUCUGGAAUCCGGAUUGCUACCACGUACUUUGAGACCAUCUCCUUAUCUGGUGGGCGACAUAAAUGGAAUGUGAUGAUGUUGAAUCAACUGAAGCUGGUCCAAGGGUUCUUGCCAUCGAACAGUACAGAGCAGCUGUAUAUUUCUGUCCUCAUGAACAUCACUCAGUGUAUGUUGGAGUCUGACCAAGAAAACAUGAGUCUGUGCGCAGGUUUUCAAGUGCAUCAGGAGAAAAUGUGCACCCAAUGUUUACAAAGCCAAAGGAUAGCCACUCAGGUCAGAUCCUGGGUUUUAGCCAACUGGUCAGAGUAUCCGCCUCCCAUGUUGGAGAUUAUGGUCCUAUUCCUGAACACACUUUGGAGACUUGUGAAACAUCAAACAGUCUCAAGUGUACCCAUUCCAUCUCUGGAGGCCUUCGCUGAUCUCGACUCUGUAGCAGAACAGUUGCUGACAGGGCAGGCAAACCAUACCACCUGGAACAAGCUUGAAAAGAUGCUGAAAGCCGUUCUGUCACUCCUCAAAGGGGCAGAGCUAUGGGAUGAUGUCAAAUCUGUGGCAACACACUUUGAAAAAGUCAUAAGGCCUGUGGUCAACAGUAUGCAAGCAGAGAACGUGUUGAUUCCAAAUCUUCACCUGCCCGUGAUGAUUCUGAUGACACAACUCACACAGUCUGUCAACACCAGCCGUUUCAACGUGUCUGAAGUUUCACGCAAUGUGUUGCUUGCCAUUGAACUCACAGUGCGGGCUGCUCACCAGGCGAAUGGUACAUUGGAGUGCAGUGAAGCUCUCAAACUCUGGGAGCCGGUAAGGGAAGCGGCCGGCUUAAGCCACGCCUCCUUGGACAAGUGGUGCAACAAUAGUUGGAAUCCUUUGAUGGAGUCCUAUGAAAGAACUUGUGCAGCUUAUGCAAACAUGAACAUGACCUACAUGGAUGUAGGAUCGAUGACUGUGAACACCACAGCCGCCAUGAUUGUCAGCACUGUGCGUUCUGUCUACAACGUCAACCUUAACUGCAGUCAUGUAAUGGCAGAGCUCAUCAAGGACGUCUGCAGUCAGCUCUCACAGCUUGCAGGCCGGCCUUUGAGCCCUGUGGCGCUGCUUCACUUACACAAGCAGCUGCAGCACAUGCAGUUACAAAGCAGUUUGGAUUCCAUCAAAGGUCUGUCAGAUGAGCUGUUGCGUGUUGCCCCCUUCCUUCAGGGUUACACUCAAGCUCUGGAAAAAGCCCUGAGCCAUAUCGUCCACAACUACCAUCUGAUUCACACCAAUAGCUCUUUCAAACGCCUCUUCAAAGAAGCACACAUGAUUUUCCUCACCUCUGCAAAUAUCAGCUCAGAGUACAUCUUACCGAUGAUGUGGGGAAAUUUUUCUGACCUCAGUGAAACAUCUGUAAUUAAUCUGAUGAGAGAAGCUCUCGCACUGAUGCUCAGAAUGAAGCUACUGGACAAAGAAUCUCAUGCUUACCAAGUUUUGGAGCAAUUUGUGGAAGACAGCGACCAAAAGCUCCUUGUGCAGAAGAUCGGUGAGAUGUGUUCAUGGUGGGCCUCCACUCAAGCAUCUGGACUGGAUCUGCUAAUUGAAGCAUUGCCAAAAAUGUACAACAUCCUCAGGUCUUUCUGGUCUGUUUUGACCCAGAUGAGUGUGGAUAUGCCAGCAAAUAUGGAGUUGUAUGAAAGUGUAGGUGAAAAUAUAAUUACAGCUGUAAAGCAGAUGAUGAGCACCUAUAGUUCUUUGGUGACCAUGGACCACCAACAGCAGGGAACGAGGGGUAUUUCCAAGGGCAGACGCAAACGUGAGGCACCAGUGCAACCAGCGAGAGCGCCCAUAGAUGACUACAUAGACCUGUUCUUCAUUGACUACCCUACGUUGUUUCGUGCCAUGUCUGUCAGACCUACUGAAGAAGAAAUAAUGGAGACAGUGCAUGUCUUUUUAGCCAACCCCGAUCUAGGCAUAGUGGUAAAGGGAGCUACAAAGGACACACCUUGGACCUCAAACACCUCAAAGGAAAUGGUCAUUGAUGCCACUCUUGAGGCUGCAUCCUUCCUCACUCUCCCCAAUGUGCUUCAAAUGUUCCUGUCUCAUAAACACUGGCCGCCAAUGGAUUUGCUGAAAAAUGCUGUUGAUAUGAUUCCUGAGGGCUUUCCAUUCUCAUUGAAGCUUAAAACUAUCGUGAGGGCCCUUGCCAAUGAAUCUCAAGAGAACCUGAUCCUCAUGCAGCACAUCAUCCAGACAGCCACGGAACUCUUCCAGAACAACCUGACAGACCACUUCACAGAGAAACUUGCUGAGCUGACAUCCCAGAUGUGCGCGUUUGAGUCUUCAGACAGUAUCCAGCAGCUAAUGCAGGCUCUGUCCAUGAAUUCAAGUCAGCUGUGCCAAACUAUUCUGCCCAACAUCCUGAUUCUGGCAGAGAGUCUCCAGAGAAACAUGACUGAAUUAUCCGAUGCCAUUUUCCAGAUCUUCAUUGGGGACCCUAGCACCUACCUUGUUCAACCACACUGGAUGUCUAUCAUAAGUCAAAGUUUCAACUUUAACAUCAGCAGCCUGAGCAUGUUCAAGAUUAAUGUCACCUCUCCUGGAGUGGUGACAGUAGGGGAGAUGCUGAGGAAUAAAACAACAUUUCUUUUGAAUGCUCAAAAGUAUGUAGACCCCAGCAGUCUGAACCUGCUACUGGAGAGCGUUCUACCCAACAAAAACUUAGAUAUCCUCUCCUGGUUGGUCAAACUGCGCCACUGCGACUCUGUAGACACUCUCAACAUGACAAAGACAGAGAUGGACAUCUUCAGAACAUUGUGUUCCUGGACUCCCAAACAGUGGUACAUCAUCUCAGUGCUGAUUGUUCGCCAUCUCAACAUGGAGAAGCUCAUCUACAGAUUGGUUCUGUCUGAAGAAAUGCAGAUUCUGUUGAGAGUCUUGAUACAGAUUGCUGAGAUUUUAACCAACAUGAUGAACCAGCUGCUUCCUGCUGUUAGUCAGCUGGAAAACUACCUGUUCUCUUUCGCGGACCUCAACCUCAUGUCCAACAGCGAAUUUAACAGGGUGAGUCACCUUUUCUGCUGUGGAGUGCUUUUUCACUGUGGCAAGAUCAGCAAAGGGCAGCAUGUCAAGCAAGCUACUUUCCUCACAGUUUCUCAGGCGUUGUGCAGCAAAGGCAUGCUGGCCGUGUUCGGACUCUCGAAGGCGUCCAUCGCGUCAGAGUCCCAGCCCUCCACUGCAGAAAAUUACCAGAGAGAAGAGAUGAUUGAGAGGUUCAAGAUCCCACGCAACGCUACUCCUUUUUGUAUGAAUAUAUUUCUGGACAUGGUCAACACCACAGAGGGUGCCAUUGCCUGGGCCUUCUUCAAACCAAUGCUGAUGGGGCAAAUCCUGUACACUCCUAAUACACCCGUCACCAGAGCCAUAAUGGAGAAGGUACAAAGCUAUAGCACCUUGAAAGAAUUUGCAAAUCUGAAGAAGUACGCUGAGGACUGGAUUGAAUCUUCCAACUAUAUGGUAAAAUCUGCAGAAAUUCUGAGCAGCACUUUACCAAUUCUACAGAAGUCCCUUGGUAAUUCCCUUGUGAAGAAUUUCAUUGAGAUGCAGCUGGACAUCGAUGUUGACAGCAUGCGGGAAACUCUCAGCAAAUUCUCCAACAUGACCGUCUUACUGGAGAAGAACAAACACAUCCUGAAGCAGGUCACCACCUUGUCCAUCAUGGUAAAUAUCUCCUCCUGCAUCAUUGACCGCUACCAAGGCUACGAUUCCGCUGACCAGCUCAACGAUGUUGCUCAGGAUCUCGUCAAAAACCGCAACCUCUUUGCAAGUACUGUCUUCAAGGUGUCAUCUUCAAGCUACCUAAAGAUGAAGGCACAAUGAAGCAAAACUCCACAUCUCCUGCCUGGAAGAGUGAGCUACACCAUCCGGAUGCAUGUGGAAAAUGUUAUGCCUACGGACCGCGUCCAUGAUCUUGUUUUCAUGAAGGACUCACACAUUUCAAUCCGGAAGUCUAUACGCUACAACCGGGGCUUCAUCUACGUGCAGGAGAAUAUUGAGCGGGCCAUCAUCGAGACUCAGACCGGACAGAAUGUCACAGAACUAGCCGUGCAGCUGCAACCCUUCCCCUACCCCUGUCACCUACGAGAUGAAUUCUUGGAGGCCACAUCAUCCGUCUUCCCUCUCGUUCUGAUGCUGGCCUGGAUUCUGUUCAUAGCAGAUUUUGUGAAGAAACUGGUUUAUGAGAGGGAGUUGAGGCUGCAUGAGUACAUGAAGAUGAUGGGGGUCAACCCACUCAGCCAUUUCUUCGCCUGGUUCCUGGAGUGCGCCACCUCGCUGGUGUUUACCAUUGCCAUCCUGACGCUGGUGCUGAAAUAUGGUCAAAUCCUAGCCCAGAGUGAUGGAUUCUUAAUUUUUCUGUACCUGUGUGACUAUGGUUUGAGCAUCCUUGCCUUUAGCUACUUGGUCAGCUCUUUCUUUGACAAGACAUACAUCGCCGGCCUCAGUGGCAGCCUUCUUUACGUCCUCUGCUUCUUCCCCUUCAUUGUGGUCUUGGGCAUGGAGUCCAGUCUCAGCUUUUCUCAGAAGAGUGCCCUGAGUUUGUUUUCCCCUACCUGCUUCAGCUACGCUAGUCAAUAUGUCUCUCGCUAUGAGGCCCAAGGACAAGGUAAGAGCAUAAUUCAGUGGAGCAAUUCAUACACCUCGCCCAUAGCUGGAGACACGGCUUCAUUUGGCUGGCUGUGCUUGAUGCUCAUUGACUCCAUCCUCUACUUCAUUGUUGGGGCGUACGUUCGUGUGGUCUUUCCAGGAGCUUAUGGCAUUCCAGCUCCGUGGUAUUUCCCUUUCAAAGCAUCCUUUUGGAGAGACCUUUGCUGCUGCAUUAAGUCAUCGAGAAGCGGCAGGGGGCUAUUUUUCACCAACAUCAUGCAGAGAAAACCAGUACUCCUUUGGCAAUCACAAGGAGAAGGUACAAACAUCCUUCCUUCCCACGCCAGCGAGAGCUUCUCAGAGCUCCCAGUGGGUGUCUCUUUCCACGGUCUCACCAAGGUCUAUGGUAGCAAGUCGGUGUCCAAAACCUUAUGUCUCUUCUAAGAAGGCCACAUCACUUCACUGCUUGGACACAAUGCAGCUUGCAAGACCACCACCAUGUCACUCCUGACUGGCCUUUUUGCUCCGUCUGCGGGUACAAUCGAGGUCUAUGGCAGAGACAUGCGCACUGACAUUGAUGUUAUUCGCAAAGAGCUGGGAGUGUGCAUGCAGUACGACGUCCUCUUUGACCACAUGACCGCCAAAGAACACCUGCUGCUGUAUGGCCAGAUCAAAGCUCCACACUGGUCACACGGGGAACUGCAUGCAGAAGUCUGCAAGAUCCUGGAGGAGACGGGAAUGUAUGCUCACAGACACAAACGGGUGGGCACCCUAUCGGGAGGUAUGAGACGCAAGCUGUCAAUCUCCAUCGCCUUCAUAGGGGGCUCACGUUUGGUGGUUCUGGAUGAACCAACAACAGGAGUCGAUCCCUGCUCCAGGCGCAGUAUCUGGGACAUUGUUGUGCAGCAUAAGAAAAACCGCACCAUCAUCAUGUCCACCCACCACCUGGAUGAAGCUGAGGUGCUGAGCGACCGCAUUGCCUUCCUAGAGAGAGGAGGCUUAAAAUGCUGCGGAACUCCCUUCCAUUUGAAGGAUAUGCUCGCUCAAGGUUACAACCUCACUCUCGCCAAAAAGGUGCAGGCCUUAGAAGCUGAGGAAAGGUUUGACAGUGCUGAACUGAAAGCCUUCAUCCAAGCCCAUGUACCAAAUGCACGACUGAAGGAGGUACAAGGGAGUGAUCUGGUCUACUCACUGCCCCCCUUUGACUCAUCCAGUGCCUCCUCAUACCGUUCCCUCCUUACUGCACUGGAUGCCAAUCUGGAUGCGCUGAAGCUGGGAUCUUAUGGCAUCUCUGACACCACCCUGGAGGAGGUAUUCCUCCAAUUGACUAAGGGAACAGCAGAGAGCGAGGCUGACGGUGACCGCUUGUCUAUAUCAGAAACAAUUUCUGAUUCUGGAUCUAUUGAUAGUUUCCCUGAAGACUGCAGUGGAAGUAUCUCCAGCUAUGGUGACAAAAUUAAUCUCACCAGUUCAACCACAGUGCAGGGCAUGGCCUUGGCCUGGCAGCAGGUGAUGGCUAUAUUGAUCAAGAGGUUCCACCACAGCCGGAGGGACUGGAAGGGCCUGCUCAGCCAGGUCCUACUACCGGUGCUGUUUGUGAUGUUUGCUAUGGGCAUGGGCUCCAUCAAGAGUAACUUGCAGAACUACCCCGAGUUAGAGCUCAGCCCUGACCUCUACAAGGUUGGACCAAGCUACACUUUUUUCAGCAGCCAGAAUCCAAACACCCAGCAGCUCGUGGACACCAUGAUGUCAUCUCCAGGGAUCGAUAAGGCCUGCCUCAACAAUCCUGAUAACCCGGUCUACACACGUUCAGACAAGUGGAGGUCCACGGGGAACAGUUCCAAGGACUUUAAUGUUUGUAAAUGCACCCCAGAGAAACAGAUAUGUGACAAGGACAGCUUUCAUCCACUUCACAAGAGGAUCCCUUCCUCUCAGAUCGUUUAUAAUCUGACGGGCAUCAAUGUGGAGAAGUACCUGGUGGCUACAGCCAAUGACUUCAUUAGAAACAGGUAUGGUGGCUUUACAUUUGGCAUGCCACUCCCUCCUGACUUGCAGAUGGAUCUCAAAGACGUGCCCAAAAAUCGAACGCUGUCGAAGGUCUGGUUCAACCCAGAGGGUCACCACACAAUGCCGGCAUACAUAAACAGCUUCAAUAACUUCAUCCUACGCUCCAGGCUUCCAGCAGACAAAGAUCCAUGCAAAUAUGCUAUUUCAGUUUCCAGCCAUCCCUACUUUGGCCAGAUGAGUAAUGAAGCUUCAGUUAUCCAGGGAAUGCUUCAGAUCUUAGUGGCUGUGUGCAUACUGACAGGUUAUUCGAUCACAACAGCCAGCUUUGCCAUUUAUGAAGUCCAUGAGCACCACAGCGGCUCCAAGAGGCUCCAGCACAUCGCUGGUGUCAGCGAGCCAUUAUACUGGGCUGUCAACUUUUUUUACGACAUGGUAGGAUCUGCUUCUGGAUUUACAGGAGAGAAAAGAAAACUUCAUAAAAUAAUAUCACAUUUUACUGAAUAUCAUUACCUUAUCAGCCAGAAUCCAAACACCCAGCAGCUCGUGGACACCAUGAUGUCAUCUCCAGGGAUCGAUAAGGCCUGCCUCAACAAUCCUGAUAACCCGGUCUACACACGUUCAGACAAGUGGAGGUCCACGGGGAACAGUUCCAAGGACUUUAAUGUUUGUAAAUGCACCCCAGAGAAACAGAUAUGUGACAAGGACAGCUUUCAUCCACUUCACAAGAGGAUCCCUUCCUCUCAGAUCGUUUAUAAUCUGACGGGCAUCAAUGUGGAGAAGUACCUGGUGGCUACAGCCAAUGACUUCAUUAGAAACAGGUAUGGUGGCUUUACAUUUGGCAUGCCACUCCCUCCUGACUUGCAGAUGGAUCUCAAAGACGUGCCCAAAAAUCGAACGCUGUCGAAGGUCUGGUUCAACCCAGAGGGUCACCACACAAUGCCGGCAUACAUAAACAGCUUCAAUAACUUCAUCCUACGCUCCAGGCUUCCAGCAGACAAAGAUCCAUGCAAAUAUGCUAUUUCAGUUUCCAGCCAUCCCUACUUUGGCCAGAUGAGUAAUGAAGCUUCAGUUAUCCAGGGAAUGCUUCAGAUCUUAGUGGCUGUGUGCAUACUGACAGGUUAUUCGAUCACAACAGCCAGCUUUGCCAUUUAUGAAGUCCAUGAGCACCACAGCGGCUCCAAGAGGCUCCAGCACAUCGCUGGUGUCAGCGAGCCAUUAUACUGGGCUGUCAACUUUUUUUACGACAUGGUCAUCUAUCUGGUCCCUGUGGCGUUAACGGUUGGUCUGAUUACAGCCUUUCAGCUCCCAGCAUUCACAGCACGACAGAACCUGGCUGCUGUCGCACUGCUUCUGGUGCUCUUUGGGUUUGCCACGUUCCCUUGGAUGUACCUAUUAUCAGGUGUCUUCAAGGAUCCAGAGAUGACCUUUAUCAGCUAUGUGUGCAUCAACCUCUUCAUCAGUAUCAACACCGUCAUUUCCAUCUCAGUCCUCUACUUCAUUACCCAAACUACACCAUCUGUCAAGGGAAUCUUCCACAGGCUGAGCCACGCCUUCCUCAUUUUUCCCCAGUUUAACUUUGGUAACGGGUUGAUGGAGCUGGUCAGGAGAAACAUAGAUGUUCAGAUCCUCAGCAGCUAUGGCAUUGAUGCCUACAAGAACCCAUUCUACACAGAUGCCCUGGGCUGGAUGUUCAUCUCCUCUUUCCUCCAAGGCCUCUUCUUUUUCACAUUGCGGCUGCUGCUCAACAAGUGGCUCAUAUCCAGAGUCAGGCAUCUGUUUCAGGGCAGAAGGACAGCACCCCGUGUGGAUUUGGACGAUGAGGAUGAAGACGUGGUGGCUGAGUACCAUCGGGUAUCAAGUGGAGGAGCCAACUCGGAUAUACUGCAGGUCAACCAACUCACUAAAGUCUACCACCACCUAAACAAGAAGAUCGAAGCUGUGAAAAAGAUUUCUGUGGGUGUUCCGGCAGGAGAGUGCUUUGGUCUGCUGGGUGUGAAUGGAGCAGGAAAAACAACCACCUUCAAGAUACUGACUGGAGACGUUCAUCCCACUGAUGGCACAGCACAGAUCAAAGACUGGGACGGGCAUCUCGUAGACAUCAUGGAGUGCCGUGACAAGGGAAUUAACAUCGGGUAUUGCCCCCAGGUGGACGCGCUGGAUGAUCUGCUCACUGGUGAAGAGCACUUGUAUUUCUAUGCUCAUAUUCACGGCAUCUCACGGAGGAAUACACACGGGGUUGUGACUAUCUCCUGAAGAAACUGGAGCUGAAACUAUCACAGAAACAAUGUCACCAAAGGCUACAGCUGUGGCACCCGUAGGAAGCUCUCCACAGCGAUUGCUAUGAUCGGUCACCCACAAAUCCUUCUCUUGGAUGAGCCCAGUUCUGGCAUGGACCCUCGCACCAAACGCCACCUGUGGAAAAUCAUCUCUGAAGAACUGAAGAGGAAAUGUGCUGUGAUUCUCACAUCUCACAGCAUGGAGGAAUGUGAAGCGCUGUGUAGCCGUCUGGCCAUCAUGGUGAAAGGGCAGUUCCGAUGCCUGGGCUCCCUGCAGCACAUUAAGAACAGGUUCGGCAGUGGGUUCACUGUGAAGAUGUACUUGGCUCGGGCCUGUGAUACAAAGGCAAUCACCAGCUUCAUGCAGAGCCACUUCCCCAGCACUUAUCUCAAGGACCAACACUCUACUAUGAUAGAAUACCACGUACCAUUUGCUCCGGGAGGAGUUGCUGACAUCUUUGACCGGUUGGAAACCAAUAAGACUGCUCUGCUGAUCAAACACUUCUCUGUCAGCCAGACCACACUGGAUGAGGUUUUCAUCAACUUUGCUUUGGGAAAGACCGGCAUGGAAACCACACCCAUGCACAGUGAAGGGGAAUGGGACCGUCUGGGCUUCACUGAAGAAGAAGAAACAUAGAACUGACUACUGUUUUUUUUUUUGUUUUUUUUUGCUAAAUCACCUAAAUUGUUUGGCUUAGUGAUAUGUGCCAACUGUGAAACUGAAGUGCAGAAUCUGUUUAAUAUACAUCUUCUUGAAAUGUGCUGUGUUAUAUGUAUUUAAACAGAAAUUGUGAUUAUUUCUUGAAGGUGUAAAUAACUGCAUGAAGGAUAACUUAACAUGUCUAGUUUUAAUUCUUAAACAUAAUAUGCAACAGUCUCAAAUAUAUGCACUCAAUAAGUUGUGCACAUUUGCAUGUAUACACACACACACACACACAAACACACGUGCCAUUAUAUGUUUUUCUGUAGUAUCUUAUUGCUCAUGAAAGAUAAAAAAAGAAUUGUGUUAACUAUCAUCUGUGUGGUGGGGAUGCUGUUAGUUUACUAUUUUGCAUCAUUUUCUGUCACAUUCAUUGUGAUUUUACAUCAUUUUUAAGGACUCGUCUUGAAUUCAUAACAUGCCAUUCUGAGAUGGUUAUAAUUACUUGCUACUGGAUGUAAUUUUGUAAAUGAAAAUGUUAUUUUUACCCAGAUGGACAUCUUCAGUUUCUAGACUUUUCACCUUCUCGUUAACACUUUCUCUAAGGGAACAUUUAACAUUUAGAAUGAAUGUAAUGCAAAUGUAACAGCACGUUUUUCACUGAAGGCCCAAUUUCUUGUAAUUGCAAAUGUGUUGAGCUUAUUUUUGUACUUCUAAUAAAUCUAUUUUUCACAUGCAA
This is a messenger RNA of Thalassophryne amazonica, 17219 nucleotides long. RefSeq names its product ATP-binding cassette, sub-family A (ABC1), member 12 (gene abca12). Gene Ontology annotation, cellular component: membrane; intracellular membrane-bounded organelle. Gene Ontology annotation, molecular function: ATP binding; ABC-type transporter activity; ATP hydrolysis activity. Gene Ontology annotation, biological process: transmembrane transport; lipid transport. The record is from RefSeq and is a predicted model, not a curated record. Lineage: Eukaryota; Metazoa; Chordata; Actinopteri; Batrachoidiformes; Batrachoididae.